Scleropages formosus (Asian bonytongue) is the source of this 770-nucleotide messenger RNA. RefSeq names its product cytochrome c oxidase subunit 7A2 like (gene cox7a2l). The transcript has 3 exons. The record is from RefSeq and is a predicted model, not a curated record. Bases 97 to 438 code for a protein of 113 amino acids. NCBI's taxonomy places the organism in Eukaryota, Metazoa, Chordata, Actinopteri, Osteoglossiformes, Osteoglossidae. Gene Ontology annotation, biological process: mitochondrial electron transport, cytochrome c to oxygen; mitochondrial respirasome assembly; regulation of oxidative phosphorylation. Gene Ontology annotation, cellular component: respiratory chain complex IV.
CCGAAGGCACACAUAGGUCCUUUUGUGCCGGGUCGCUUGUUGGAGUGGUGUGAACCGCUUUACAGGGCACUAUAUUAUUGGUUUGUUUUUAUAAAAAUGUACUACAAAUUCAGCGGAUUUACCCAGAGACUGACAGGAUCGGCACCCUCGACGGCUUAUGUCCCCCAGGGGUUGAGACCAGGGAUCCCAGCAGAGUCACCUGCCAUGGUUUUUGCCACCCCCACGAAAGUGGUGUCCGAGGUGGGCACAACUGUGGAGUACCUGGGAGCCAACAAAGUACCUGAUCUCCAAAGAAUCUUCCAGGGGAAUGUCAUGCCUGUGCAUUUGAAAAUGGGUGUACCAGACAAGCUGCUGUACCGAACCACCAUGGCCCUCACUAUUGGAGGAACCUUGUACUGCCUGCUGGCGCUGUACAUCGCGGCACAGCCACGCAAGUGAACACAGCCUCUACCUCCGUCUCCUCACCAAAGGAUCACAAUCACUGCAACGAUGAGCGUAAUGAUGAAAAUAAUGGCUUUUGAGUGAAGGCCUCAUUGUGGCAUCUCGGACUUCACUCUAAGGGUUAAUUCUGUGUUGUAUUUAUUACCCCUCUCAGGACAUUAUCAUUCCCCAUCUCUAUCUGUAUUUGACCAGCAAAAAUUCCUGCAGUCUAAACUUUAUUUUUGUGCCUGUUUACUUAUGUUUGUGUGCCCAUACAUGUGCAGCCCCAUGUGUAAAUUGGCAGGAAAGUCUCUUGCUUGACAGAUCACAAUAAAUCGUGGACUGCUAAA